Brienomyrus brachyistius is the source of this 6233-nucleotide messenger RNA. RefSeq names its product transmembrane protein 119a (gene tmem119a). NCBI's taxonomy places the organism in Eukaryota, Metazoa, Chordata, Actinopteri, Osteoglossiformes, Mormyridae. The transcript is spliced from 2 exons. Bases 3854 to 4675 code for a protein of 273 amino acids. Gene Ontology annotation, cellular component: plasma membrane. The record is from RefSeq and is a predicted model, not a curated record. Gene Ontology annotation, biological process: positive regulation of bone mineralization; positive regulation of osteoblast differentiation; positive regulation of osteoblast proliferation.
GAAGCAUUUCUCUCCGCUCUCCUUAAGGCAACUAACGAAAUGGUCUGAAUAGAGUUCAUUCAUUUAUGGUAUACGUGCAUUUAGAUCCAUUUAUUAUCCUUAUGAAGCCUGGUGCUUAUUGCUGGAGUGUGAAAGCGAAGACCUUGUCCAGACCAUGUAAGCAGUUCUUGCAGGGCAAUCAGCAUGGUUAGCUCAAAUAGUUUCUCCAAUGUUUUCAUAACCUGGGAAGAAGAAUCGCAAAGGAAACUGGUGACUCAGAGGAAUUGUAACAUUUAUAACCAGUUUAAUGUGAGAAAUUGAGACCAGCAAGUAAUGGGACAGUAAAACAUUUCAGCGAUAAAAAGAUGGUCAUGGAGGAUACAUUUCAUAUUUAAUGCAUAGUUUUGUAAACCAAUUCUUUACAGAGCGUAGCAUUUUACAUGAAGGAACCAUAUUUACUUCUGAUGUUUACAUCUGAUAUUCACUCCACAUAAAUGACAAAAAUGAGGUACUUAAUAGUGCUUCAAAGGAUCAAACUCAGGUGUACUUUGGGACAUAACCAAGCUAAAACUUUUUGUUGUUGUUCUUGUUUGCUGCUUGCGUGUCGCUGAGGAUUAUGGAGCUUCUACCUGAUGGUUGGCAAGCUGUGAUUGGUCCAGCUUACAGACAUGUGUCAAACAGUAUAGAGGCAGAGGUUUCUGAACCAGUUUUGCCCUGGUAGGACGUGGGUAUGUGGUGGAAGGAACGGGGACAGAGAACCACAGAGUUUUUUUCCACUGUAUAAUUUGGGCUUGCUAAUAUCAUGGUAAUGUAGCAAACUGUGAGCCUUAAAACUGCACUGUUUAUGUGCAGGACAGACUUGCAGACGACUACCUUGCCACCAUUUUGGAUAUGAUUGUAGUUUAAAUGGAAAGUUCUGUGACUAUGCAGACUACUCAAAAAACACGAUCAGAUUAGUUCGAUCCCUGUGGUUCGGCUUCAGGAUUAUCCAUCAAAAAAAAUGAUCAGUUUUAUUGGUUAACAUAUAGUUAACUGUGCCUUAUGUAACAAUUUAAAAAUGUAGCUUUUUUUUCCCUCAACAUAAUGAUACUGUUUUUGAAGUAUAAAACCCAGGGUGGGUUUGCUGUGCGCUGUCAAUCACAGGCGGAUCUCAUCCAAUCAGAACCAAUCACCAAUAAGAAGUGGGUUAAACCUGCCAGGGAAUAUUUUAUUCCUUCCAUAAUUAGUAAUUUCCAUAAUUAGUAAUAACAGCAAGAGGUUUUACCAACACAAUUGAUUGUUUAAUUGUGAGGUCCUUUAAUACUUUGGUACAAUAUAUGUCAUUUAUUUCUACAGUUAAUACAGUUCAUUUCCACAUUCCUGAAUAGAAACCUGCAUUGACGUUUAAACAGUAACUUGGUCUCUAAUGGAAAUGUGAUGAAAGGUCAUAUUAUAUUACAUAAAAACUGGUUUAUCCGAAGCAACAAUUUAAUAAAUUUGGCUGGCAGAGCACCAAAGCCAUUCUUAAGAUUUUAACCUACAAACAUCCAAUCACAUGUUCAGAUCUGUAACCAAAAAAUUGCAUCUGCAAAUAUGGUCACAAAGUUGAUACUGAAGUGAUUGUUUUAUUUGAUAAUGUUACAUUACGGGCAGUAAUUUCAUUGAUUUCCUUUAUUUUCCUCUCUGGCUCAUGUGGUCUUUGGAGUUUAUCUCACUGUCUUGCUGUGUCAUCGGCACGAAUCUAUCUGAACCAAAACAAAUUCAUUCAGAAAUUUAUUCCAAGACAAGCAGAGGAGGUAGAUCACACGAUUCCUCCCUGAACAGUUUAAGGUCCAACUAAUGGACCUUGAGUUGCUCAAGUCAGGGUCACCAGUGACAAAGAUCUGGCAUCUCUCCAGGACCAGAGUGGUUUGGCACUGGCCGUGUGAGUACAUCAGUGUGAGGAGUACUGUGGAUGGAUAUAUGUCACAUGUAAAACUGUCACAGACCAAAAAACCUGAAAAAGAAGAGUAUAACAUCUACAUUUCACUCAUAUAUCUAACUCUUUUGGUUUAAGCAAGCUAUAGUAUAGGGGUCCCUGAGAUGUACAACAAUAAGGUAGCUGGGUUUCUUUGAAUCACAGUGUGUGUCAGGCAGCUAUGACUAUUAAUUUUUUCAUUUAAAAUACGCACAUUGCAAUUCCAUGUCUGGGCAGCACUGAGCAUGCUUCAGAUGUCGGGAGGCAAUGUACACCAGGGGGCGGUAGAGAGCCCUUCAUUGGUGAGUCAUUGGUUAACUGUGGAUCAUAAAUAUAGAGGAGAAGGCCACAAAGAUCACACACCCUGUUCCUCCCUCUGAAGCAUAUAGUUUUGUGCCGCCCUUUUGUGUGGCAAGUGAACAGCCUUUUCAUUGCUAAUUAAAAGCUCCAACAGUUUCCCCACCCAAAAUUAGGAAUGGUUAUUAAACUAUAUUUAAUGCAAACGUGGGAAAACACAGCACAUUUCUAACAGCCAAAUUUGCUGUAUUCACUUUAGAUGAAAAAUAGGACGAUUUUAAAGCACUGCCUUUGCUCCAACUGAUAUUUAAUUAGACGUACAUCAGCAUAGUCUUGAUCCCACAAGAGUUUGUAUGGCUGUCAUGAAUGGAGGGGGUUUCUUUGUUGGGAUUAAAAGGUCAGAAUAGAUUAUUAAUAGAUGCAUUCAGUUCAUAGACACUGCAAAGCAAUUGAAACAAUGCAAGUCGGCUCCAAACUCUGUUGCUUUACUGUAUGUUAUUUUACCAAAGCCCUACCAUGGCUUCUACAAACAGACAUUUCUGUGUUAUGCCUAAAAUAACAAUUUUAACAAUUAUUAUUUAUAAUAAUAAUAAUAAUAACAAAGGUCCUAGUGCUUUGGCUUCCCCUAUGUCCCUUCAUGUUUUCUUUAGCUAAGGUAUGAGUCACACAGCUCAUAACUGAGUUCACUGCUGAUUUUCCACCAGAUUUCGGUGUGGGAGUUGUAGAAGCAGCACCUCUUGUGUUCAAAAGCUUUAACAGAGUGGUAUGUAUUUGUUAAAGUGAAGGGGUUUCCAUCUUCAUUGCCAUCAUUGUGUAAACUAGGGAUGGGCAAUAUUGAAUCGUUUGUGAUAUACCAGGAAAAAAAAUUCCCCACGAUAAUAAUUAGUCAUCCUGUGAUAAUAAAGAUAAACUCUAAUUGAUAACAUAUAUGUGUGUGCGACGCGCUCACAGUCCGACCCGCUGCAACAAGCACAGCGGAAGGUGAAAGAGAAGCUGAGGAGGAGUUCAUUGCUAAAAAAGGAGCUACCUCAAUCAUCUGGAAGUGGUUUGGAUACAGAGAUCCUGACGUGGAACAAACAACUGUAAUAUGCAAAGUUUGCAAAAAACAAAGCCAGUGCUUACAAAGGAUGGUAGCACAUCCAGUUUGUUCCACCACCUCAAACACAAACCAGAGUAUGAGGAAAGUCAGAAGAUGCGUGAGGAGGAGACAACAAGGUCGACCAACGUUACAGUUAAGAAAAUUCCUACUCAGCCGAGAAUUGCCGACACAUUUUCUUGUUGCAUUGCUUAUGACGAGCAAAGUAAACGAUGGAAGAAGUUGACAGAGGCAGUGGCAAAUUGCUUGGCUAAAGACAUGUCACUCCAAAAAACAGUAUUGAAUUGUAAUAUUUUUAUCGUCAUUUCUAUUGUUAUUGCAAUAAAUAUAAGAAAAUAUCGGGAUAAAAUUUUAAGUUCAUAUCACCCACCCCUAGUGCCAGCUGAUAAAUAUCAUUUCCACUGUCCUCACAGGCCACUCGUUCAUUUAUUAAAUCAUAUAUUUAUUUGUUUUCAAAUGCAGCUGUUUGUUUCAGGACUUGGUCAUGAGGUUGGUUUGUCCAACUUGAAAAAGCAGCUUGAAUCUUAUUGUAUGAGGUUCUCUGAAUGACCAUGAAGCUCUCUCUGUUCCUGUCUCUGGCCUGUGUGUCCACGAUUCUCCUAUGGAACUGCAGCUGUGAUGCCACACCCUUCCCAUUCAACAUGUCUGCAGAAGGCAGUGGGGAGAGUGACCCAGAGGUCAUAGAACCUGCCUCCUUUACCACUCACAGCCCAGGCCAUGUGUCUCCAACACCCAGGGUCACCACUGCCACUCGCAUCAAGCACUUCAUCUUCAAUCAGGUGGUGGACUUCCUGCGUGAGAAUCUGCUCCUCAUCAUCGUCGUCUCUUCACUGGUCAUCAUCCUCAUCUUCAUUGUCUGCUGUGCCUCUGUCAUGAGCCACAAACGCAAGCUCAAUGCCUACUACCCAUCAUCCUUUCCCACAAAGAAGUACGUGGAUCACAAGGAUAAGUCUGGGGGUGCCAGGACGUUCAAUGAAGUUCCAGGCAAGCUACCUAGCACCCAGCAGGCUCGACCACUGGAACCUGUCAUACAACCACAAACUGACAACAAAAUGAUCACCAAGAACCUGAGGACUCCCUCAAAUGCCCUGGUGGGAGAGAAGGAGGGCAAGGAGUCCAAACUGAAACCCCAUGAAAUUGAAACCAACAAGGAAGAGAGGAGGCCAGAGGAGACCACCCAAGUCGCCAAGCAGGAGGAACCUAAACAAACCCCAAGCACCAGCCAGCCCCCCCUGGUUUGUCUGUGUCACUUGAGAAAUGGCAACCAGCCAAAUGCGUCCCAGAAUUCUUCUGGCCUAGAAGAUCGAGUGGCCAAGAGAGAUGGGAAUGUAGCAAAGGUUCAGGGAGUUGUUGUGGAAGUGGUGUAAAGAAUGAGGAGGAGAGAUGACUUAACACUGUGUAUGGCUGGUCUGAUGCCUUCAACACAGCAUGUCUGUCACACUAUCCUGUAUUUUUUUUGCUAUUUUGUUUGAGAUGGUGGAAAAUUAAAAUCAAAAGAAUCAAAGGCAGAGCUGUAGUAUUUUUCCAACUGAUUUAUUUAAAAUUAUUGUUCUGUCAUUAAUGCACAGAAACCGAAUAUGGAUGACUUCUGUGACUUCUGGUGCGUUGUAUGAAACUUGUUUUAGGCUCAAAAGUAUGAGCCAAAAAUCAUGAAAAAUGGUUCCUUGAUUUUUAUUUUAUUUUAUGAGACACAUGUCUGAUUUUCCACUCAUUUAAAGCAGGGUUCUGGCAGUGGCAGACACAACCUAUUUAGUAUAAACAACACUGAUAUUUUAUCAUAGUUCUGUAUUCAUUGUUGCAUAUUUUUGGAAGCGACAAUCUAUGAAAAUACCUCUUGUGGUACCAUUGCCAAGGCACUGAGGUUGUAAGCCAUUUCUAUCUGCAGUGAUAUACCUGCGCGGUGUCCCCCUCAGUGCCUAUAUUUUAGACAGGAAGGGAAGAAUUUAAUCAUAUGUGUAAAAACCGAUAUCACUGAUUUUUUUUUUCUUUUUUAAGUAGCAUGCAGCUGUUGCGUUAAUUAUCUUUAAAUGUUUUUAGUUCUGAGUGACCUGUGCUUACCUCUUCUGAUUCACUGCAUCUUUAAGACAGCUUUAUUAAACAUUGGCCUUUUUUAAGGUCAACUUUUCAUUGUAGCAACCUGGUAGACACAAGAAAUCAAUCAUUGUUACAUUUACAUUUAUUCAUUUAUCUGAUGCUUUUAUCCAAAGAAACUUCCAAUUAAUGUGUGUUCCCUGGGAUUGGUUACUGUAGCUUUACAGCAUUACCACUAAUCUUCUUGGAGCACUACGGCUACAUUCUUUGUCUUGUUCAAAAAUCCCCCUGGAGUAAAAUUGUUUUUAAACUUAAUAUCCUUCUCAUAUAAUCUUGUCAGCUAUGACACUCACACUGACUCCUUUGUCUCCAGCAUAAUGGUAAAAGAAAGUAAAUAUAGUUGUAUUUUUCUUGUUUUGUUGUGUUUUCUUGCAAACAAAUUGGUAGAUAUUACGUCCCUUUAUUGUAUUACUUAAAGAAUAUUACACAGUGUUCUGGCAAAAUAUGUCUGGUACUAGACUAGGAGAUUGCAUUCUGUGUUUUUAUGUUUAAGUGUUCUUUGAAGUCAGGAUACUUGUCUAAUGAUAAUAUGUGCGCAUUAUAUUUUCUGUUAUUCUGUUUUUGUGUGAGUCUGUUUAGAGGCAUAUAACAUUCAUUUAACUUUAUCUAUGCAAAAGGGGAAAUCGUGUAUGUCUCUGUUAAUGCUGUUUAUGUUUCACUGGGGUCAUUUUUCUCAAUGAUGAAUUUUGAUGUGAAAUUUAAAAAUACCUGUGGACGGAAAGACAUAGGAAUGCUGUGCAAAUAAGAUGGCAAUAAUGAUGCGUUUAUUUCCGAGUUCCUAAAUGCUUAUGUCAGCUAAUAUAACCGCCACAAAUAAAUGUAGUAAUAAAAUAA